AUGUUGUUGCAUGUACAAAUCACACUAUCACAUUUUGGUAUGUGUACAAAAGAUUUUGGUGCCAAUGAAUCAUUCUCAAGAAAAAUGUUACGCACAACUAUGGAUGUUGAUUGUCCUUGGUGGAUGGAUUGGUUUCAUGGUGGCUUGCAAUUCCAAGCUGUACACCAUCUUUUUCCAAGAAUACCAAGACACAAUCUUAGAAAAUGUCAACCAUUGGUGAUGCAAUUUUGUCAAGAAGCCAACCUCCAAUAUCAUCUAUAUGGUUUUGUUAAAGGUAAUAGAUUAGUCCUUAGCGCACUUAGAGAUGUUGCCAAUCAAGUUAAAUUAUUAGGAAAAGUUGCAAAAUCGCAUGUUGAUAGACACAACAUGGUGAAAAAUGAAUAA
Molecule: messenger RNA, 384 nt
Organism: Entrophospora sp. SA101
Lineage: Eukaryota; Fungi; Glomeromycota; Glomeromycetes; Entrophosporales; Entrophosporaceae
Source: the annotation of a GenBank genome assembly